AUGUCUGAAGAAUUAGACCAAGCAACCAAGGAUUUGUCAUUGGACGAGAAGAAAGAUGUCACAGUGUUAGAUUCAAGAGAGGAAUUCAACGUGAAGCACCCUCUCAAUUCCAAAUGGACCUUGUGGUACACCAAGCCAGCUGUGGAUCCAAGUGAGAGUUGGUCGGACCUUUUGAAGCCCGUUGUUGCGUUUGACACGGUGGAAGAAUUCUGGGGAAUCUUCAAUUCUAUUCCAAAGGCUGAUGAAUUGCCAGUCAAGUCUGACUACCACUUAUUCAGAGAAAACAUCAAGCCAGAAUGGGAAGACAGUGCCAACUCUAAGGGAGGUAGAUUCUCCUUCCAAUUCAAAGGUAAGAGAUUGGAGCACGGAAUUAACGAGGUCUGGACCAGAGCUUUGUUGAGCGUGAUUGGCGAAACCAUAGAGGAUGAUCAAAACGAAGUGAACGGAGUUGUUCUCAAUGUGAGAAAGGUCGGUUACAAGGUUUGUUUGUGGACCAAGUCUUGUGACAGGGCAGCCCUUGUGCCUAUUGGAGAAAGAUUGAAGAAAAUAUUGAUGCUCAGAGAAGGCGAGUCUGUGGAGUUCAUCAGCCAUAAAGAUUCUAACGAACGUGGAUCCAAACCCGCAUUUUACGUUUAA
Molecule: messenger RNA, 636 nt
Organism: Ogataea philodendri
Lineage: Eukaryota; Fungi; Ascomycota; Pichiomycetes; Pichiales; Pichiaceae
Exons: 1
Coding region: 1-636 (211 amino acids)
Biological process (GO): translational initiation
Cellular component (GO): eukaryotic translation initiation factor 4F complex
Molecular function (GO): translation initiation factor activity; RNA 7-methylguanosine cap binding
Source: RefSeq, a predicted model, not a curated record